Messenger RNA from Coregonus clupeaformis (lake whitefish), 6916 nucleotides. Its product is annotated as zinc finger MYM-type protein 4-like. NCBI's taxonomy places the organism in Eukaryota, Metazoa, Chordata, Actinopteri, Salmoniformes, Salmonidae. The transcript has 28 exons. Gene Ontology annotation, molecular function: zinc ion binding. The record is from RefSeq and is a predicted model, not a curated record. The coding region runs from base 370 to 6270 and encodes 1966 amino acids.
GCAGGUGUGUGUGUCUUUGAGGAGCUGUGCAGAGUGAAAAUGCAAAGGAUUUCACUUCUGUAAAGUUAUAACUCACCGGCAUUGCUAUAAUCGAAGUUAAUAUCUUAUGCAUGGCAAAGCUUAAGAACCUUAUUCGGUAAUUCAAAUUAAGUCUCGUUUUAGCUGGCUACAUAUCGUUGCUAGCUAGCAGCUGGCUAACGUUAGCUAGCUAGCUUUCUCCACAACAAGGAGGCGGGCGGAAGUAGCUAAUGCAUGUUAGCUAGCUAGUAAGCCUCUGUUCCGUUUUUAGUAUAUUUUGGUGGACGUUGGUUAACCUAUAUUGUGAGUGAGUGACAAUAAGAGCUAGCCGACUUUCGCCGCAAGCAAGCCAUGGCUGAAUCACAGAAAGCAGACCAUUCAGAGCAUACAGGUGAGCCAGACAAAGAGACAGAGCAGCCAUCUCAGGCUGGAGUAUCAAUGGAUUCCGUGGACCCUGGAGCCUCACACAGCAAUGCACCCACAGCCUUGGCAGAUGGAAACAGUAGGGAUGAUGCUACCAAUGCAGUCAGUGCAAGUUCAUCCUCAGUUAUAGAUAGGGCAGGGGAUGCUGGUAAUUCAGAAACUGUGAGGGAAACAGAUGCAGAGGAUUCACAGAUGGUGGAAGAAACUGUAAAAACAGAUGCCUCGCUGACUGUGGGAGAAACGGACAGUAAAGAGGAUGCACAGACGGAAAGAGAAACAGCCAGUGCAGAUGCUUCACAGAUGGAAACAGCCAGUGCAGAUGCUUCACAGAUGGAAACAGCCAGUGUAGACACUUCACAGACGGAAAGAGAAACAGCCAGUGCUGAUGCUUCACAGAUGGAAAUAGCCAGUGCAGAUACUUCACAGAUGGAAACAGCCAGUGCAGAUUCUUCACGGACGGAAAUAGCCAGUGCAGAUGCUUCACAGGCGGAAAGAGAAACAGCCAGUGUAGAUGCUUCACAGACGGAAACAGCCAGUGCAGAUGCUUCACAGACGGAAACAGCCAGUGCAGAUGCUUCACAGACAGAAACAGCCAGUGCAGAUGCUUCACAGACGGAAAGAGAAACAGCCAGUGUAGAUGCUUCACAGACGGAAAGAGAAACAGCCAGUGUAGAUGCUUCACAGACGGAAACAGCCAGUGCAGAUGCUUCACAGAUGGAAACAGCCAGUGCAGAUGCUUCACAGACGGAAACAGCCAGUGCAGAUGCUUCACAGACGGAAAGAGAAACAGCCAGUGCAGAUGCUUCACAGACGGAAACAGCCAGUGCAGAUGCUUCGCAGACGGAAACAGCCAGUGCAGAUGCUUCGCAGACGGAAAGAGAAACAGCCAGUGUAGAUGCUUCACAGACGGAAAGAGAAACAGCCAGUGUAGAUGCUUCACAGAUGGAAACAGCCAGUGCAGAUGCUUCACAGAUGGAAACAGCCAGUGCAGAUGCUUCACAGACGGAAACAGCCAGUGCAGAUGCUUCACAGACGGAAACAGCCAGUGUAGAUGCUUCACAGACAGAAAUAGAAACAGUCCGUGUAGAUGCUUCACAGACGGAAACUGCCAGUGGAGAUACUUUACAGACGGAAAGAGUAACAGCCAGUGUAGAUGCUUCACAGACGGAAAAAGUAACAGCCAGUGUAGAUGCUUCACAGACGGAAAGAGAAACAGCUAGUGCAGAUGCUUCACAGAUGGAAACAGCCAGUGCAGAUGCUUCACAGACGGAAAGAGAAACAGCCAGUGUAGAUGUUUCACAGAUGGAAAGAGAAACAGCCAGUGCAGAUGCUUCACAGAUGGAAACAGCCAGUGCAGAUGCUUCACAGACGGAAAGAGAAACAGCCAGUGUAGAUGUUUCGCAGACUGAAAGAGAAACAGCCAGUGCAGACGCUUCACAGACUGAAAGAGAAACAGCCAGUGCCGAUGCUUCACAGACUAAUGGAGAAACUGACAUACCCCUGGACAUGGGAGUAGUGGAUGCUGACGAUGAGAUGGAGGUCAAUGCUAUCAAAGUGGAGGAUGACCAGAUGCAGGAGGAAGACAACUUGGAGGGGAUGGCUGCGAUAACUGCUGUGGAAGAGGGACGCAACAUGGACACUUUUAGCAGCAACUCCCUGGAUCAUGGGGAUGAGGUGGAGAAGAUGGACACGGGGACAGACUCACUGACAGAGAAUGAGGUAGAGGAGCCCAGCAAGACCGGGCCAGUGGACAACACUGAUUCCAUGCCUUCUAUCAUGGAUACAGUCUCCAUGACAGGAGACACCGAGCAACCUGCUGAGCAGACCAGCUUUGAGAAGGCUAGCGGCUCGUCUCCGCCUAUGGAGGAGGACCAAUCUGAAGAUGUCAAACCGUUUCACCCCAGUCCCACCUCCUCUAGCGAAGCUAUUCACCCACAGAACAGUAAAGGCACUGACAGUCCUGCAGGGCUGGAGAAUGGAGUCGCAGGACAGCCAGUCAAAGUUGUGGAUUCGACCCAGUCUGCCCAGCCGGCAGCUGAGCCUGUGUCCACCAGCGCUGACACCAUCUCCAUGGUGAAGGUGAAGGAUGAGCCCGUAGACGAGGAGUAUGAUCAGGCCCUGGCUCCAGCGGUCCUCUCAGAGGGCGUCAAGGAUGAACCAGACGCAGCAGAGGAGUUGAAAAUCAGUAACGUCUUCUCUGUGGGCGGCGCCCCUACUACGAACGCCACAUCCACGCCAGUGGCCGCCCUCCCCAAGACUGUAAUGCCUGCCCCGGCCUCCUCCUCCAUCCCUCCGCUGAUCCCCAUGGCUAUGCGGGUCGCCUGCUCGGCUUGUAAAAAAGUGCUGCUGAAGGGCCAGACAGCCUACCAGAGGAAGGGCUCCUCGGACCUCUUCUGCUCCACGUCCUGCCUCACCUCCUACAGCCCCCCGCCCGUCGUCAAGAUGACUGCCCCCGGCUCAGCCAAGAAACCCUGCCACUACUGCCUCAAGGAGAUUGCUAACCCCAAGGACGUGAUCACAGCUCCUGUGGACACCAUGGGCACGGUGAAGGACUUCUGUAGCCAAACCUGCCUCUCCUCCUUCAACUUCAAGAGGAACUCUGCCGUAUCCACCCUCUCCUCCUCCCUCUCCACCAUGACGGGGGCCGUCAAGUGCAGCAUGUGCAAGAAGGCCUGCAUUAGUAAACAUGAGGUGAUCUUCCAGGGCAGCAUGCACAAGCUGUGCAGCGAGGUGUGCUUCACGCGCUUCCGCUCCACCAACAAGCUGUCCAUGAACAGCUGCCAGAGCUGCAACAACUACUGCUACGGCAAGGUCACCGUGCUGGUCGUGCAGGGGGUCAAUAAGACCUUCUGCAGCGUCGGCUGUGUCUCCACCUUCAAACAGAAAACUAAGAAGCCUGUGGCAUGUACUAUGUGCCGCAACUUCCGCGCACCGGUGGAGAUGGUUGAGAGCGCCGACUCUGACGGCAAGCUGGAGAUGUUCUGCUCUACUGGCUGUGUUACAGCCCACAAAGUGCAGACUGUCAGCUCCUCAGGUGCUCGGGUAGAAUGCAACACCUGUGGUCAGAAGACGGUGCCCUCCUUCCACCUAGCCAUGUCGGACGGCUCCAUCCGGAACUUCUGCACCAUGAACUGUGUCGUCACCUUUCAGGAUCAGUUCAAUAAGAGCAACACCCAAAGCCAGAUGAAUGUGGCCCCCAGCACAGGGUCCACAGCUCCGCCCGAGGCCCCGGCCCAGACCAGGGACAAGGGAUCCCAAGGGACCAGACUGCCCUGUUUCCAGUGCCACCGCCUCUUCUCCUCUAAGCCCGAGCUCAUUCAGUUCAAGGAUAAGAUGGUAUUCCUCUGUUCGGUAAAUUGCUCGGAGGAGUACAGAAAGAUAAACUACGAGAUGGCACGCUGCGAGUACUGCAAGAUUGAGAAGCCAGCCAAGGAGGUCAAGCGAAUCAACAAGAGAGACUACAUCUUCUGCAGCGAAGGCUGUAAGCUGCUGUACAAGCACGACCUGACCAAGCGCUGGGGGAAACACUGCAGAAACUGUGCAUACUGCGCCUCCACUGCGCAGAAGGCAGUCACGGGCCAGUACGGGGGAAAGAUGGAGGAGUUCUGCUCGGACGAGUGCAAGUCCCACUACACCUUGCUCUUCUGCCAGGUGGCUAAGUGUGAUGCGUGCGAGCGCCAGGGGAAGCUGAUUGAGACCCUGCCGAUGCUGGGCGAGGUGAAGCACUUCUGCAACCUCCAGUGUCUGCUCCAGUUCUGCAGCCUGCAGACCCAGAACCAGGGCAAGCCCCAAGGCCAAAAGGUGGCCAUCUCAAUCGCUCCAUCCCCCUCCAAUACUACCACUGCUACGAGUGUGUCUGAUCCAGUCAUCGCCAACGUAGUCUCACUAGCCAGCUCCCCCACUGGCCAGCCCAACUACUCCAACACUGGCCUGCAAGGGACUGUUCCCAGCAGACAUGUGAAGUAUGUUGGAAAUGCCAGCACACAGACACAGCCCCCCCGGGCCCCUCCACCCAGGGCUCAGAAGAACAAGGCCCUGCUCUGCAAACCCAUGGUCCAGAACAAGGGCAUCAUGUGUAAACCCAACUUCACCACCACAGGGUGCCAGACAGAUGAUAAUUUCCCCAAGGUGAUCAUAGUGCCUGUCCCAGUACCAGUGUAUGUCCCAGUCCCCAUGAACCUGUACACCCAGUACACCCCCCAGCCUGUUGGACUCCCCAUACCGCUGCCCGUGCCCAUGUUCCUGCCGGUGACUCUGGAUAACGCAGAGAGCAUUGUGGAGACCAUCCAGGACAUCAAGGAGAAGAUCCCCUCUGACCCGUUCGAGGCCGACCUCAUCCUCAUGGCCGAGAUGGUGGCCGAGGAGGGGAGAGAGAAGUCCCCGGAGCGACCCCCUGAAAGACCCCCAGCCCCAGCAGUACAAGACGACCAGGGCAGCACCUACAGUGGAGACCUGGACACAGACGAACUGAGCAACUUCCUCACCACUUGGGAUGACGAGCCACCCCCCACCCCCGGCGUCUCCUCGCGCCACAGUCGACCCUACGCCCACGAGAUGCUCCGACCCAUCGUGGACAUCAACGUCCCCGCCACCCCCCCACCCCCCAUCAUGGACAUAGAGGCUGACUUCCCAGUCCAAACCCUGGAGCUGAUGGCCCAUUGGAGGGAUCAGGAGAGGGAUAGAAGUCCCAGUCCACCUCCUUCUCCUCCACGACGAAGAGCCAGAAGGAAAGCUCGGGAUGGCUUGCCACAGAAGAAAAAGAAGCGUAAGUCGAGAGCAGCAGAGACUGCGUCAGCGGUGCCGUCGCUGAGUGCGGCCAAGUGUGACGUGGUGCCCGGCGAGCCCCCCAAACUGCAGCACAUGUACGGGGUGGACGCCUGGAAGAGAUGGGUCCAGUGGAGCAAGACCCAGCCUGACCUGGAGAAGCCUCGAUUUGGCUCGCGGCCAAUGGAGAUAAAGGAGGAUGUUUUAAAGUGUACUACAGCAGAGCUGGGCUACGGUCUCUGUCGGUUUAUCUGUGAAGUUAAACGACCCAACGGAGAGUCCUACAGCCAGGACAGUCUGUUCUAUCUCUGCCUCGGCAUCCAGCAGUACUUAUUUCAGAAUGGGCGCAUGGAGAACAUAUUCACUGAUCUCUUCUAUGGCAAGUUCACACUGGAGAUCACCAAGCUGCUGAAAGACUUCAAACCUACCAUAACGGCCAGUGGCUACCUGCACUCGCGGGUGGAGGAGGAGUACCUGUGGGACUGUAAACAGCUGGGAGCCUACUCUCCCAUCGUGCUGCUCAACACGCUGCUCUUCUUCUGCACCAAGUUCUUCCAGUUCAAGACGGUGGCCCAGCACCGCCAGCUCUCCUUCGCCCACGUCAUGCGCUGCACCAAGUCCAUCCACGACAACACCAAGUCCAACUUCCUUCGCUUUUACCCGCCCAUCCCCAAGAAGGACCUCGCAACGGAGACAGCAGAUGCAGACGGUGUGGCAGUGAAGAGGAAGAGGGAUGACGAGGAGAAAGAGGAGGUACUGGAGAUGAUGGAGAACAGUGAGAAUCCCCUCCGCUGUCCUGUCAGAUUGUACGAGUUCUACCUCUCCAAGUGCUCGGACUCAGUGAAGCAGCGCACCAACGUGUUCUUCCUGCUCCCGGAGCGCUCAUGCGUCCCCAACAGCCCCAUGUGGUUCUCCUCCCAGGGCCUGGACGACCACACCUUGGACACCAUGCUGACACGCAUCCUCACCGUCAGGGAGAUCCAUUUGGGAGACCCCCAGAGGAACGAGCCCCAGUCCAAGGACCCUGAGUGGACCCCCGACCAAGACAGUGCCGACUCUGAUUGACUAUGAGGAGUGGUGCCCCGACACACACACACACACACACACACACACACACACACACACACACACAGUUGGAAGCUCUUGCUUGCAUACAUACAUGCGCACACGCACACACACAUACACUACGUGUUGAUCCGUAAGGAUUCCAGCCAUGUGUGAAGAGUAGUGUGUUCGCACACCUAUAGACUGAGAAUGUGUCGUGUACACACAAUGUGUAGGGGAAGAGUGUAAACACAAUUAUAAACUGAUGCUCAACCGCACGACUGGGACUAAAGAGAGAGACACUGUUCAUGCUGUCUGGUCUUUCAAAAUCAAAUGGAGGAAACAGCAGGAGGAAUCACUUGAAGAAGAAUCACCAUACUGCAUUUGUGAGCAUGGUUGGGGUCAAUACCAUUUAAAUUCCAGUCAAUUAAGAAAGUGGACCAAACUCCAAUUCAAAUUUUUCCUAAUUGAAAAGCAUUAAAGAUAAUUGGAAUUUUUGUGUACUUCCUGAAUUGAAAUGGAAUUGACCCUAGCCUUGGUGAGCAUAAUUGUGGUCAUAGAGAAAAAAAAGCUCUUUUCAAGUUCUUUCACUUCACAUUUACAUUUUAGUCAUUUAGCAGAUGCUCUUAUCCAGAGCGACUUACAGUUAGUGAGUGCAUACAUUUUC